GGACCAAAUGCAGUGUCCAUAUGGGAGGCAGUAGCUAAGUAGGUCAUAUUAAGUUGCUUGAAGUCAUCGAUAGGUGUCACUGUCAGUCAAACUACACUCCGGACGCAGUGCAUGGACCGGCCUCGCUUCACCAUAAGGAGAUCAUUCUCCAAAGCAGGACACCAAAUUAGGAUGACGCAAUGGUCUGCCUUGGAUGUCAAACUAGCAGACGAUCGAAGUUCCUAACUGUCAAGUAAUUAGCUGGAGGCCACCAUCUCCUACCUGAUAGCCCCCACUGAUUUAGAGAGGUGAGUGAAUGAUAACAGGUUGAAGGAGGAAAGCACAAGUUAUUGUCGGUGAGAAAGAUUGACUCUAGCAUGAUGGAGUUUGAGAGGUACAAUGACCUACAAGAUGACAACUCGCUUUACGUUAGUGUGCCGGAUACGUCUGAAGAGGAAAGCACUUCGAUGAAGAACCAUAUCAUCUAUUUGCGCACACAAUUGAUGCAGCUGAUCGAAUCUAAAGAAUCAAAACCAAACUGUGAUGAGACACUUCGUAUCCUUCUUCUUGUUGACGUGCCACUGCAGAACAAGUGUCAUUCGUUGUUGAUCAAUGACUUACUUUCAAAGAAUGGCACGGAGAGAGAAAGCCUGGGUAAGCUCUCAAGUGCUUUCAAUAUCCUUUACCGCUAUGGGAGGAACUUGCUCAAGGAUGUCACAGAAAGACCUCAGUUCUGGAAAGUUGUCAAAUUCUCAAACAGUGUAUUUCACGAGAAGGUGGACAGUCUUGUGGGAGGACGACACAUUCUCUGCCAGUUGGGAUACACUCAAGAAGUCAAUGGUGGACUGGCCUUCCCAGACCAUACAGAACCACAUCGGGAUACAGUGGUGGAGCUGAGUGCAGACCUGCUGAUCGGAAAGUAUGAAUUGGACACAUAUGCAAAAGGCCAGCAUCCUUUCCCAUGCUAUAUUGAGGCACACAUAUCGAUGACGGCAAGGGUUCCACAAGGUUUGGCGAACACAUCUCAACAAGCGAUGCCAACUAGGCCUACUUCGACAGUGAGUGAUGUAAUAUUCAAUGAUCAACCUAUGAGUGUUAGACAACUCCCUCCAGGGGGAGUGCCACUGGUUGGGAUGGCUCCUGGAGUUGGCCAACAUCUGCUCAAGAAGACAUCUCCACCAAGACAGCCUCCUUUACCAGUGGCAGCUGAGGUCCUUCGUAUAGUUCCAACCACAAGUCAACCAGCACCUCGUCUCACAGGACAGAGGAUCGCCCAGUCGCAAGAACUUUGUCGAGUUUGUGAGACUUUCCCAACCUCCGUUCUCUGUAACUGUUGGCUUUGCGAUAACUUGCCUUAUUGUCAACAGUGUUGUAAAUACUGGCAUGAGAGCCCCCAAAUGCCCCAGGCCCCAUCUGAUAAAGGGCAACACGGAAAGGCUAUUCAUGUUUCAUCAUGUCAGAUGUGUGGCAAGAAACCAGACAUAUUCAAAUACUGUCAAACUUGUAAUAAAACCCACUGUAAAGGCUGUGACAGGUCGUGGCAUAACCACCCAAAUCGUCAAAAUCAUGGCUUGAGAGAUAUCCAGGCAUCGAGGCAGACUGGCGGUUCGGUGUCAAGUAGUGGCCAGGUGCAGGAAUCUGAAAGCCAAGGUCAAACACAUCGAGUGCUAGAACAUCACAAGAAGCCGUCUGCCAGUCAAAUAUCUGUCAAAGAUUUAAUCGAACAAAAGGAGAUGGCAACGUCUGCCAGGGCGGCAUUCCCACAUGAAGGGGUUGACACGCAACAUGGGGGUCUUGAGAGCAAAGCUGGCGCAAAGUACUAUGAGAAUGUCCAGUUAUGGACGCCGCAGCUGAUACAACAAUUCCAUAUCUCUCCAAGUGAUACUUCGGGCCCUCACGUGAAUUCACCAAAAACAGUUUCAGGGGAGAAGGCAGUUGUUGUGAUACCAAAAAAAGAAGUGGGUUCUGCGCCAUCAUUGGGGCCGUCAAGCAUACAAGAGGAGUCAAUGUAUGCAUCAAUGUUAGUUGAUGAACCUGUAAGUGCAAACAAGAAUUGCCAAAAAUUGGAGAGCGGAAUUGUGAGUCAUUCAUGUCAGUCUGAUAAAAAACCUGUCCCCCCUCCGAGGCCAAAUAAAAUGCAAAAGAAGCGGGGGCUUUCUCAAAAGAAAGUUCCACCCCCAGUGCCUCCUAAACCUCUCCAUGGGAAACCUGAGAAGCCCACAUCAAGAAUUUUGGAAAGUCUGUUGAAGAAUGACCCUGCGAUUCGGCAAGUCAUGCUGGAUAUGGAACUUAAGAAACUUGAAACGGAAAUAAAAGCCCUCAACAAGGGCAUUGAAAUCUACAAGACUACAAAAAAGGACCCUGAAAAUCCAGAAUGCAAAAGAAUGGAAACCCAGCUUGAAGAAAAACUUGAGGUGUUUUGUGAUUUGUGUGAAUAUCGUGAAAAAUUCGGCAUGGGGAAAUAUUCAUCUGACAUUGUCAUUGAAAGCAAUCUUCGUGGCGUAACCAACAAGAAGCUUGUUGAAAAUACGUAUCAGAAUGUUCUCCCAAAACAAGCCUGGGCAGAUAAGGAUAUUCCUCCAUUGCGGCCAAAAUCUGUUGUAAACUCUCCAGUGCCAUCACAAAUCCACUUCCAAGGCGUGCAGUCAGGGGAAAGUCGAGAUGACAACAUUUUCCAAGAUGUUUUGAGACCUCCUGGCAUCAUACCCUUAGAUAGCCUUGGUUCUUUCCAGCCCGUUUUGGUCCAAAAUGUGCCAAAGCCUGAUUAUUUUAGGAAGCGUGUGCCAGAAAAGCCUCAGUCGAAGUGGGAGUGUCAGUUCUGUACGUUUCACAAUGUCAAUGAGCCUGGAAAUUCUCAAUGCUUGAUGUGUGAAAAAGAAAACAUCAACCCAAAAUCUGUGGAUAGUGACCAGGAUGUGAAAGCAGCUUCAGAAAAAUUGAAAGUGAUGGCAAUUGGAAAUAGACCAUUGGCCAAAGCGUUUGAAGUACCGAGUAUGAAAGAGUUGACGCUCGAAGAGAAGGAUUUUAAGAAUAAAUUUGCUAGUCAGACCCUCGGACGCACUUUUGCUAAACAUGAAGAAGAGAAAAAGCUACAUACUCAACAGAAAGCAGAGGGCCUGGCAAUGGUCAAGAACCUAAGGAGCUUUGAAGGUGGAGAGUAUGACAUAGACCAGUUUGAGAUUGCAGCCAACCACAGCGAUGAUUGGCAGCUAACUCCAUUCGAAUGGCUGCAGCAGUACUGGGACACUUUCAAGGAGAACGUGAUAGCACAGGCAAAUCAUCACGGGGCCGGUGACAACCCCAACGUUUUGAGUAAUCUGACGAUGAGAGAGAUGGAGUCGGCCUUGAUGGAGUGCAAACAUGUCGACACAGCGAUUGAGAAAUGUCAGAAGACCAGGAAGGAAAUGGUUGAUCGCCUGAAAGAAGUCACUGACGUUCCAGUUGAAGAUAUCAUCAAACUUGUAGGAGAAUGUAAUGGUAAUGAAUAUGAAGUGAUAACAAAGCUGAAUGAGGCUGUGAUUGAGAUGACGCUGGCUGCAGUCUGGAAUGAGGAGGAGGCGGAGAUAGCCAUAAGACAGGAGGAGUUCCGGGAGUUCAUACAAAAUGAUAACAAUGACAAGGAGCGUCGGGUCCGUGCCCUUCUUGUUCAGGGAAGGCUGAAUACCUGGGAAGCAGCAGAGGUUAUUUUGGAUGUACUGCAGGAUCGUGCGCUUGACCUCGCAGAGUCUACAUUGGAAGAUAUUGUCGAUGCGGCCCGUAAUGCCAAUGGCGAUCUCGAAAGAUGUAAAUCGUAUCUGCAGCAGGAUUGCACAAUGUGCUUCUGUAAAUUCCCCAUGAAUAAGAUCCGAAACUUGAUCCAUUGCCAGUGUAAGAUUUGUGAAGGAUGUUUAACGGAGAACUUCCAGUACGCGGCGCGUGACCGUGAAGCACGUCACAUGGCAUGUCCAGUGUGUGGUGAACCAGACUUACAAAACACUAACACUGACACUAAAGCAGACACUCAUUUCCAGAUACUGGAUCUGAUUCUCAAGAAUCUGCUUGAUGAUGCGACCUACCAGCUCUUCCAGAAAAAGUUACGUGAUCGACAUCUCAUGCAGGAGCCGAACUUUCGAUGGUGCGCUCAUUGCGAGUGUGGUAUCAUUUUCAACAAUGAAGAAGGACAGCUGAAAAUGACAUGUCCAGAAUGUCAUCAGGCCACCUGCUUCAACUGUAAAGAUAAGUGGGAACCCCAGCAUGAAGAUCUGACUUGUGAACAGUUCACCCAGUGGAAGUAUGACAAUGACCCGGAACGACAAACUGCUGGCCUGGCAAGGCAUCUCCAGGAAAAUGGCAUCGAUUGUCCCAACUGCAAAUACAGAUAUGCCCUUGCAAGAGGAGGAUGUAUGCAUUUUAUAUGCAUCCAGUGUGGAUGGGAAUUCUGCAGCGGAUGCAACAAUGUUUUCAAAAAGGGUGAUUCGUGUGGCCUCUUACGGCGAUGCGCUAACUCUGGCCUUCAUUGUCACCACCCGAGAAACUGCCUUUACUACCUGAGGGACAACGAUGUCCAAAAAUUGAAGAAACUUCUGGAGAGUAAUGAUAUUUCGUUCAUGACAGAUGUUACUCCAGAGGAUGAGGAAGCUGGAGAAGAGGAAGAGGAGGAGGAAGAGAAAGAAGAAGAGGAGAAGAAGUGUAGUGUCAUGGAACAGAAGGAAACACCAAAUGGCCUUAAAGAUGAGCGGUGUGGAAAUUCAACCAAACGGCAUGAGGCUGGGUUGUGCGAGGUUCAUUACAAGGAAUAUCUUGUAAUGCUGAUCAACCGUCAUGGGAUUGACCCAGUAGCAAUCAUGGAGGAGGGCGACCUGAAGUGUCAGUUGGAGCGUCUGGAGAAAACAGUACCAGGAAAGAAGAAGAAGGAGAGUGGAGGUCAAUACAAGAAAAGACUGCAAGAGUACAUUAAAGCAAACGUGCCUCUGACAACUGACAACACAAGAAGAGGGCUGCGGGUAUAGCACUCUAGAUUAUGGCAUAGCACUCUAGACUACGGUGUACACUCUAGGCUACAGGAUACUAUGAUUCCGUACCAGAGUUCUUGUCCAUUACAUCACAGGAUAUUCUGCGUGGAGCUUGUUCUUUCAUAUCAAAUGUUUUGGGACUUCAUGUGGCGAAUGCAGCAAAAAGUAGGCUUACCGUAGUUAUUACAUUUUAGUGUUGUUUUGUAAAGAUAAUCUGAACUCUGAUAUUAUCAUUUAUACUCUGCCUCCUUAUACUGACUCUAGAGUCUGCACUCACAUGUAAUCCUAAUUUUCAUUAUGAUGUCGGUGUUGAACAGUCUGAGAAAUGUGACAAAACUUGAAGUCUGUAUGAUAAAUUGUAUUCAGCUGUCAUGCUGGAUGUUCAUUUUCUUGUAUCAUACAUUGUAUGAAUGUCGAUAACAGGUUGGUUUGAUAUAGUCCAGUGUAUUUGAACUUUGCUUGUCAUAAUAGAACUUUUGGAUUAUGAAGUUGUCUGUAGCUUUAUGCCACUCAGAUGGGUCAAGAUACGAAGAACAAAUCAAAUCAAUUGAGAAUACAUGUAUUUAGUAACUACCCCAUACAUCCUACCAGUGCACUCGUCACAAAUGCAUUAAUCAAUAUACAUGUAUAACUAUUAGCAUAUAGAUGCUGGUUUACAUUGGACAACGCACAUCAUCACCCUACAACCAAGAUGCUUAAGGUUGUAUGCAGGAAACAUAUAUUUCUGUCAGCCAACAGAAAUAAAAAUCCUUCAUUGUGUUUAUUUGCAUGCUGUACGUGUAUGAAUAAGAACAUUGGUGCUAUGUAUUCUCUCUGUGGUGUUAGGUUGAUCUUGUGAAUAAAUAA
Messenger RNA from Lineus longissimus, 5816 nucleotides. RefSeq names its product E3 ubiquitin-protein ligase RNF31-like. Gene Ontology annotation, molecular function: K63-linked polyubiquitin modification-dependent protein binding; zinc ion binding; K48-linked polyubiquitin modification-dependent protein binding. Gene Ontology annotation, cellular component: LUBAC complex. The transcript is spliced from 23 exons. Bases 357 to 4967 code for a protein of 1536 amino acids. NCBI's taxonomy places the organism in Eukaryota, Metazoa, Nemertea, Pilidiophora, Heteronemertea, Lineidae. The record is from RefSeq and is a predicted model, not a curated record. Gene Ontology annotation, biological process: protein linear polyubiquitination.